UUUUAGUCAUUAAACGAAUUUAGUUCACAGUAAUCACCCAGAAUUGCCGGCUUACACUACCUUGAUUGCAACCCCAUUGCCAUUGGGCAGUGCCUUACUCUUCUGUUGAUCAAAUUAUUCUCAAUCAACGAUCCAUGACCACCUCUAACUCCUCCUCAGAUUCUGUAAUGGGUGUUGCUGAUAAGAAUCACAGAUGGGGUUUGCCGCCAUUAUCAACAAUUCUUUAUCACUUUGGAACAAGUGGGGUUUCUGUUGCCACUGCUACAUCAGUUACUCAUCCUUUAGAUGUUCUCAAAGUAAGGCUUCAAAUGCAACUUGUUGGUCAACGAGGACCUCUAACUGGAUUGGGACAUAUCUUCACCCAGAUAUUGAAAAAUGAAGGAUUCAGUGCAUUAUACCUUGGAUUGACACCUGCUUUGACAAGGUCAGUUCUAUAUGGAGGAUUACGAUUGGGUUUGUAUGAACCUUCAAAAUAUAUUUCCGAAAUGGCGUUUGGAUCCACAAAUAUCCUUGUUAAACUUGUAGCUGGAGGCUUUGCUGGUUCUUUUGCCACUGCGCUGACUAAUCCUACUGAGGUCUUGAAGGUUCGCUUGCAAAUGAACUCAGGCAUCAAAGUAGGUGCUAUUAGCCAAUUGCGCAAAAUUGCUUCAGAAGAGGGUAUAACUGCUCUUUGGAAAGGCGUUGGUCCUGCUAUGGCAAGAGCUGCUUCUUUGACUGCAUCACAGCUGGCAACAUAUGAUGAAUCUAAGCGAGCUCUGUCAAGAUGGAGCUUUGUUGAAGAAGGAUUUUCUCUGCACCUCAUGUCAAGUACUAUAGCUGGUGUUGCAAGCACACUGCUUACGGCACCCAUAGAUAUGAUCAAAACCCGUCUAAUGUUGCAACGGGAAUCAAGUGGCGGGAAUUAUAAGAAUGGAUUUCACUGUGCCUACCAGGUCAUGCGUACAGAGGGCCCUCUUGCUCUGUACAAAGGGGGCUUUACAAUUUUCGCACGAUUGGGACCACAAACUACAAUCACCUUUAUACUCUGUGAGAAGCUUCGAGAGCUCUCAGGACUUCAUGCCAUUUAGUUCAGGCAAUUCAGGGGAAGUUCUGGCCGCACUGCUUCAAAUUAGACUAGACAAGAUUAUUUUCCUCCAUUAUUUUCGGUGAUUUAAAGGGGUUUUGGGUGUGACAGAAACACCUCCCCCUCAGUUUUGCAUAAUCUGAUCACCAUAUAUUCUUCUUAUAUUCAAAAGCUUCAUAUGUGUAAGACUGGAAAUAUCGCUUUCAAGUUCAAUUUAGUUAUCAGUUAGUUUGUAUUUCCUCAUUGAUAAGUUUGGAUAAUCAAUUACCUUGAUUUGGGAGAUGAAGAGCAACUGUCAUGAUGAACUGUAUUGUCCUGUCCAUGCAGUGAUGCAGGCUGUCUUAACACCAAUAAAAGCAUUAGUUGCUGAUUGA
This is a messenger RNA of Spinacia oleracea (spinach), 1437 nucleotides long. RefSeq lists its product as uncharacterized. The transcript is spliced from 9 exons. The coding region runs from base 135 to 1067 and encodes 310 amino acids. The record is from RefSeq and is a predicted model, not a curated record. Lineage: Eukaryota; Viridiplantae; Streptophyta; Magnoliopsida; Caryophyllales; Amaranthaceae.